Grosmannia clavigera kw1407 is the source of this 1578-nucleotide messenger RNA. Its product is annotated as meiotic recombination protein ski8. Gene Ontology annotation, cellular component: Cdc73/Paf1 complex; large ribosomal subunit. Lineage: Eukaryota; Fungi; Ascomycota; Sordariomycetes; Ophiostomatales; Ophiostomataceae. Gene Ontology annotation, molecular function: protein binding; structural constituent of ribosome. Bases 1 to 1578 code for a protein of 525 amino acids. The transcript has 3 exons. Gene Ontology annotation, biological process: translation. The record is from RefSeq and is a predicted model, not a curated record.
AUGGCGACUGCAGCAGCAGCCGCGGUCUCGUUUCGGGCAGCGGUGCCGUCAACAAGCCUGGUGGCCCGGCUUGCCUCUGCCUCGGCGACGGUGAUGCCGUCACAACCGCGCCGGCUGGCGUCGCUGUUUGCGAGCCAGCUAGCGGCCAUUCCCCUGCUGUCGGCGAUGCCGGCCAUCUCUCUGUCGCUGCCAUCACUGCCGUCGCUGCUCGGCGACAUCUGGGAAUCGAUCCUGCGGGCGGUGCCCAAGAAGAAGACGUCGCACAUGAAGAAGCGACAUCGGCAGAUGGCCGGCAAGGCACUCAAGGACGUCAACUCCCUGUGCAAGUGCCCGGCGUGUGGCCGGACGAAGCGGAUGCACUACCUGUGCCCAUACUGCAUGGAAUCUGCAGACGGGCAAAUAUCGCGUCGACAUCAGUUCCACCAGAAGCCGCCAUGGUUCGUUCCAAGCUCCAGUUGGGGACAUCUUUUUGUCGAGUUCUCUGCUAAGUUUCUGUUGCAGUCGAAGCAAUACUACAUUGCGCGGGCGGUGGAGAAUGCACACGAGACGGACAUUUUUUCCGUUGCGGUGACGCAGCACGCCGUGAUCUCGGGCUCAGGCGGCUCGACGCUGCGGGUGCACAGCACGGACUCGGCGGAGUAUCCGAUUGUGCAGUCGAUAGACGGAGCGCACAAGCUGGGCUGUCACCACGUGGCGACAGGGCGAGGAGGAUCUGGCCGGGUGGCCUGUUCGGCCGGCUUUGGGGGGGAGGUGCAGCUGUGGCGGCUGAGCGAGGCAGGUGACUGGAGUCUGCAGACGCAGCUACGGCCGAGUGAUCUAGGGAGUGGUGGCAGUGGAAACGGUGCACCCACCGGCGAUGCCUGGGCGCUGGCCCUCAGCCACGACGAACAGUAUCUCGCAUACACGACACACGAUGGCCGUGUGGGCGUAUGGGAUCUUGCGGCCGGCAGUCGGCUGCUGGUGUACAGCGCGCACAACCGGGCGACGAGCAGCUUCGCCAUGUCCGUCGACCUCAGCCAAGACGGCCGCUACACGGCCGUGGGUUACCAGAGUGGUGCCGUCAAUGUGUUUGACAACGACGCGUCCAAGCUGGUGCACGCGCUGCCGGGUCUUGCACGACCGGUGCGUGCCGUCGCUUUUUCACCACUGGGCCGCCGCCUGGCUGCUGCUGGCGAUGCUGGUGUCAUCGCCAUCUACGACAUGAAGCACGGCGAGCCGGUGGCCAAUUUGACACCACCGGGCGGAUCAGCUUCGAUGGCAACGUCUGGCUCUGGCUCCUCUGGGCCGUCUGCACCGUCGGAUGUCCUCUCCUCUGUCUGGGUCAUGUCGCUCGACUUUUCUGCGGGCGGCGAGCACCUCCUGGCCGGCUACAUGGACGGCAAGGUGCGCGUUUGGAAUGUCGAGCUGGGCACGUGUGUGGCUACCUGUGGUGAUGCCGAGAUGGCCACGCUCUGGAGCGUCCGGUGGCUGCCACCACGCUCCGACCGACCCGGCGCUGACACCGAGAGCUUCUGCACCGCCGGGGCCGACCGCAGACUCACUUUUUACCGCGAAGCAGGGUCGAAUUCGAUUAUUUAG